GUAAAUACAUGUCCCAUACGCAAAAGUCCAAACCAAAAUAUUUGCCUAACUUAACCAACAGUGGAGUACGAAAGCCAUACAGCAGUUACUAGAAGUCUAUACAUUGAAACUUUCAGAGCACUAAAAGCUGUAAAAGAACAAAGAAAAUGGGUUCCAGAAAAGUACUCUGUUUCUCUAUCUACAGUUCUCUCUUGUUCUUGUUUGUCUCUUGUUCAAGAAACAAAAUUGCCGUAGAACCAGCUCCUCAAGUUCUUAAUUCCAAGAAAGUUGCUCUUUCUUUGUAUUAUGAAACUCUUUGUCCAUAUUGCAGGAAUUUUAUUGUGGUUGACUUGGCAAAGGUUGUCAAGACUGAUCUAAUGAGCAUUCUUGAUCUUAAGCUGAUUCCUUGGGGCAAUGCUAUACGACAAUCCAACAACACCAUCAUUUGCCAGCAUGGAGAAGAUGAAUGUUACCUUAAUACCAUUCACGCUUGCAUAAUUAACAUUUUGCCAGAUGUGAUGAAGCACUUCAAGUUCAUUAAGUGCAUAGAAGAGCAAUCUUCUCCUCCAAUUAUUGCUCAAAAUGGAGCAGAGGCAUCUUGGAAAUUGUGUGCUCAACAGUUAAAGUUUUCUAGUGAAGCCAUUAAGGAUUGCUACGACAGCGGAAGAGGAAAACAGCUUUUACUGCAAUAUGGAAGCAAAACAGAUAAUCUUAAUCCUCCUCACAAAUACGUUCCAUGGGUAGUUGUGAAUGAAACACCUCUGCUUGAGGACUAUGGAAAUUUCGUAGCUUAUGUCUGCAAAUCGUACAAAGGCAAACCUACACCUAAAGCGUGUGGUUCACAUCCCAGCAACUCAAUUUACGAGAAAAUGUCAAAUCAAUCUUUCUGCUCUGAGAGUCCAGCCAUGGUGCAGAUGAAGAAGGAGCCUCAAGCUUAAUUUUUAUCGGUUCUUUUAUUACCUUUGUAUACGAUAAUUUAACUGGCUAUGUGCUUGUUACUGGUACUAGUUAAUAGAGCCAGAUGAUGAAAUUUAAGGCUUUGGACCUAAAAUUUUUAUAUAUGUAUAUAUAUUGACAGUCGUUUAUCAUCUGCAUAUAUAAGAAGACUUGAAAUAUA
This is a messenger RNA of Jatropha curcas, 1096 nucleotides long. Its product is annotated as gamma-interferon-responsive lysosomal thiol protein. NCBI's taxonomy places the organism in Eukaryota, Viridiplantae, Streptophyta, Magnoliopsida, Malpighiales, Euphorbiaceae. Gene Ontology annotation, molecular function: oxidoreductase activity, acting on a sulfur group of donors, disulfide as acceptor. The record is from RefSeq and is a predicted model, not a curated record.